CUGCUUUAUUGGCUUUUUGGAUUUUUUUCUUUUCUCAGAGCGACCAGGAGCGAAAGCGAAAGGAUGAGAGGGAAGCACUAAACUACUUCGUCCACAGAAUCUCUUUUCUCCCCCGUUGAUUUUUAUCGUUGCCACACUGCGCACCUAUGUCGUCGUCUUCUUCCUCCUCUUCUUCGUCUGCUCCGCGGCCAAAAUCACUGUCGAUUUUGAUGGUUUCGGAUUUUUUCUACCCCGGGCUCGGUGGAGUGGAGAAGCACAUUGCCGAUUUGAGCGCGACCCUGGUACGACGAGGCCAUCGGGUGGCGGUGUUGACGCACGCGUAUGAAAAUAGUAGCAGGGAGCAGCUGUUGAAGCCAACGGUCAGGGAGCGGAUUGGUGAUCGAACGCUGGCGCCAUCAAAAAAUCGCAGUAGUCCAGGGCCAUAUUUGUCUACUACUGGAACAUCAAAUAACGCAGCCUCGUCCGUGUCCCCUACAAGUUCACCACACCCAGAGCAAGCGGACACCUCACGGCCGGAAAGCGACAGAAAUAAUUUCAGCAACAGUGCGGGAGAUCAUGAACAACCAGCACGCAAAGUAGAAAAGUCGACGAAUUUCCCCAACAAGCGCCCGCGACGCCGGUGUGGUGUGCGGUACUUGAAGUCCGGCGUCCGGGUGUACUACGCGCCGGUCACCUGCAUCCCCGGCACCGAGGUCGCCUUCCCGACGGCCUUUUCGCUGUUGCCUUUACUCCGCAACAUUCUGCUGCGCGAACAGGUAGACUUGGUGCACGCACACCAGUCCACUUCGGCCAUGGCGCACGAGUGCAUGUUCCACGCGAAGACGUUGGGUUACAAGACGGUAUUCACGGACCACAGCCUGCACUCCGUGACGCAACCGACGGUGGCGACCAUUCAUAUCAACAAAGUGAUUUCCGUCGGCCUACUGAACGCCGAUCACGCGAUUUGCGUCUCCGCGAUCACGAGGCACAAUCUGGCGCUGAAGGCGGGGUAUGCGAAACGACGGAUCACCACCAUCCCAAACGCGAUCGACUGCGACAAGUUUCGGCCGGAGGUGUUGAUGAAGGACCCCCGCGGGGGUAGCCAAUUUCGUGGAAAUAGUGGCUGCCGGAGUAGCAGUAGCUCCAAUCAUGCUGUUUCGACGGGUGCUGGCCACGCAGACACAACAGCAAGCGGUGCAAACUUGUCACUCGAUGAUCCUGCUGUUGAUAGUAGCCACACACUAGAAGUAGAGCCUCGGGAGAAGCUCGAAACCCCAAGAGAUGAGCAUGCAUUUUCGUGUUCAGACGUUGACGUCGUCGACCACGCGGGGCGAGUUCUUGCAGAAGGAAAUCUAGCAGAGUUGUCGGCGUCCGCAAUUACUACGACGGGUGAAGACAGCGCAACAACACCAACAACCGUCACUUUCGUGCUGAUGAACCGCCUGACGCAGCGCAAGGGGGUCCAGUUGCUGGCGGAGGUGAUUCCGAAAAUGUGCGAAAAGUAUGGAAAAGCGGUGGCGUUCAUCAUCGGGGGCGACGGUGAAAUGCGGCCGGAACUGGAGGCUGCGGUAAGACCCUGGCUUUUCUUGCAAGGGGAAGAAGAUGGUGGAAAAAGAACAAGCAGAAAAAUUACCAGGGAUGGACGAGAGGACUCUCGACGUCCAGAAGAAGAACACGCUUCUACAUCUUCUUCCUCAAUUAAUACAGCAGCUACAACUACUACGGCACCAGCCCGCGU
Messenger RNA from Amoebophrya sp. A120, 1717 nucleotides. The record is from the annotation of a GenBank genome assembly. NCBI's taxonomy places the organism in Eukaryota, Dinophyceae, Syndiniales, Amoebophryaceae.